Molecule: messenger RNA, 1997 nt
Organism: Ylistrum balloti
Lineage: Eukaryota; Metazoa; Mollusca; Bivalvia; Pectinida; Pectinidae
Exons: 9
Coding region: 90-1934 (614 amino acids)
Source: RefSeq, a predicted model, not a curated record
AUUUACCCAAUAUGGCGUCUUGAAGAAGGGAAUAUAACAACAUAGAGAACUAACUUAGGUAUAAAUUUGCUUUGUGUGUAAUCAAUAAGAUGGGAGAGAUGAACUUGUAUUGCAUUUACUACCUCCUUUUUGCUGUUUCAUUGAAGACUUGCUGGUCAAAAGGAAAUGAUUGUCCUCCCAUUAAUAUCAUUAAUGCCAAAGUGCACAUGUACUCGCUGGACUCCCUGGAGGCCAGUGUUGAGUGUGAAGCUGGGUAUAGUUUGAUUGGCUCUAACAAGUUACUUUGUACAAAUGGAAUGUGGCAGCCAGCCACUCUACCUCACUGUGUCAACAAAUUGCCUACAACUUUGACUUGCUCAAACCCAACAUUUACUCAUGCUAAAGUCACCAUGGACCACUCAAAGAAAUCAGCUGAAGUUCACUGUAAUAGUCAAUACAGCAUAAAAUUUCAUCAGCAGUCCUUUCAAUCACUGAAGAUUGUUUGUAGUCAGGACUUACGUUGGGUUACAGUCCUGGGUUUGUCAGACAUACCUGACUGCACAAGUGACCUUGAGUGUCCUCCCCCUCCAGAGGUGAACCAUGCCAGUAUCAUUGAGCGUGUGGAUACCUGGACCCCCUAUACACAGGACACACCUGUCACUUACAGGUGUGAUUCUGGAUACCAACAGUUAUCUAGGGAUUCAUAUGAUGAUUACCUAUUUAACUCGUUUUCCACACUCCUCUGCUCUGGUGGGAAAUGGGUUGGAAAUACACUUGUGUGCUUGAAGAUCCCAGGCUGUACUAGACCUCCAGAUGUGACUAACGGGAAGUGGGCUAUAAUGCCUGGGAUGAAUGACCUUGUGAUGAGAGAGAAUCAGGACACAUAUCCUAUUGGCACUCGGAUCAAGUAUUACUGUAUUAACUCCAAGAUGAGGGGAGAUGACGAGAUUGAGUGUCGCACCAAUGAACUGUGGUCACAGAUGCCACCCAUGUGCAUCAAUACCGGGACUCAAUCAGAUUCCUGCCCCAAGUUACCAAUGGUUCCCAAUGGUCAGUGUCUCUGUAACUCUCACACAUCUGAUCCUGACCAGUGUAGACUCCUUGGAUCCAUGGUGGAGUGUUCCUGUAAUGAUGGAUUCCGUCUUGCUGGUGAAGAUCGACUUAGCUGUGUGAGAAAUAGUCAGGGACAGAACAAUUGGAGUGCUGGAAUACCAGCAUGUGUUCCCUCAGACCAGUCCAUUCAGACAGCUGACAAGAAUAUGGACGACGGAAGUGGCCAUAUGAACACCUUGGCCAUUGUCAUUGCCACUGCUUGCAGUGUUUUGGGUGUGUUGUUGUUGGUCAUGGUAGUGAUGGUGUUUAGGCGCAGAAAGCCACAGGUACGCCUUUAUCCACAAGUAGGGGGCACCCCACCCCCAUACUCCCGUGUCUACAACAACACCUUAGAUGAACAUGAUAGAGUGGCAUUAAUUGGAUAUGAAGCUGCAAGACUGCCAUCCUAUGAGGAAGCCACAAGGUCAAGGUCAUUAGGACCAAGCAGGCCUGUUAGAGAUAUUACAGAAGAACGUGUUUCAUCUGCUGCAGAUUACAGACCUCUACCAAACAUUCCCUCCAGUCUGCGCAACAAUAGUCAGGCAGAUACAGUGAGUAACAGACAUUCCAUCAGCACCAUGAGUACAGUGAACAGAGAUGGUAUAUCGGAGGUUUUUGGAUCUAUAGACACUGUCAAUGUGAGUAUCAGUGAUGCCUCCACCUCUGUAACUGUGGAUACGCUGGAUAGUGUUGCCUCACGCCCCUCCAAUGCCUCAGGCAGAGCUACUGCAGGCAGUCUGGAGACCUCCAGAGAAAAUCUCUCAACAGAAGAUGUCCCUCUUCUAGACAACAGAACAGAGGAUGAAUCUGGCAAUGAGGAUAUUGAAAUACAGAUAGAUGAGGAUAACAAAGAAAUACAAUAGUAAACAUGUUGAUCAUGUAGAAAUAUUGUUAAUACAUGUACUUUAUAGUAAAAUUCUACAGUA